CUCGCCUGAGGUGACCGGAGUCAUAAGUUUUCAGAGACAGGGCUUGAGAGAGGUCAAGGGUCAGUGCAAGAGCCGGGGAGGACAUGGUGAAGCAGACGAUCCAAAUUUUCGCCAGGGUGAAGCCCACUGUCCGGAAGCAGCCACAAGGGAUUUAUUCCAUAGAUGAAGAUGAAAAGUUGGCCUCUAGCUUGGAAAUUAUCUUACCUCGUGAUUUGGCAGAUGGAUUUGUGAAUAAUAAGCGAGAAAGCUACAGAUUCAAAUUUCAAAGGAUUUUUGAUCAGGAUGCAAAGCAAGAGACCAUUUUUGAAAACAUUGCCAAACCAGUUGCUGAGAGCGUCCUGGCAGGUUACAAUGGUACCAUCUUUGCCUAUGGACAGACAGGCAGCGGUAAGACCUUCACCAUCACCGGUGGGGCAGAGCGCUAUAGUGACAGAGGCAUUAUCCCAAGGACGCUGUCGUACAUUUUUGAGCAAUUACAAAAGGACAGCAGCAAAAUAUAUACAACGCACAUUUCCUAUUUGGAAAUCUACAAUGAAUGUGGUUAUGAUCUAUUGGAUCCAAGACAUGAAGCCUCCAGUUUGGAAGAUUUGCCGAAAGUGACAGUGUUGGAGGACCCUGAUCAGAAUAUUCACCUGAAAAACCUGUCUCUUCAUCAGGCAACCACAGAGGAAGAAGCUCUGAAUCUGCUUUUCCUAGGAGACACCAACAGAAUGAUUGCAGAGACUCCUAUGAACCAAGCUUCAACCCGAUCCCACUGUAUUUUCACCAUUCACUUAUCAAGCAAGGAACCAGGAUCUGCAACCGUGCGACAUGCCAAACUGCAUUUGGUGGACCUGGCUGGCUCAGAGCGAGUUGCAAAGACUGGAGUCGGGGGCCAGCUUCUAACAGAAGCCAAAUACAUCAACUUAUCACUCCAUUACUUAGAACAGGUUAUCAUCGCCCUCGCAGAGAAGCACCGGGCGCACAUUCCGUACAGGAACUCCAUGAUGACGAGCGUCCUGAGAGACAGCCUGGGAGGGAACUGCAUGACCACCAUGAUCGCCACACUCUCCGUAGAGAAGAGGAAUAUCGACGAGUCUAUAUCUACCUGCAGAUUUGCACAGCGAGUGGCACUCAUAAAGAAUGAAGCUGUUCUUAAUGAAGAAAUAGAUCCCAGAUUGAUGAUUAUGCGCCUGCAGAAGGAAAUCCAGGAACUGAAGGAUGAACUGGCCAUUGUCACUGGCGAGCGGAGGACAGAAGUGCUCACAGAAGCAGAGCUCCUUCAGCUGGAAAAACUAAUAGCAUCCUUUUUGGAAGACCAGGAUCCAGAGAGUAAAUUGGAGGUUGGCGCUGAUAUGCGUAAAAUUCAUCACUGUUUCCAUUAUUUAAAGAACCUAUUGAACGACCAGAAGAUCCAUGGGAUGAGCAGAGCCUCCUCCAAAGUCAAAGGUCAAGACUGCCGAGAACCAUUAAAAGAGGAAGAAUAUAAAAAGCUUCGAGAUAUUCUACAGCAGAGGGACAAUGAGAUCAAUAUUUUGGUAAAUAUGUUAAAGAAGGAAAAGAAGAAAGCUCAGGAUGCUCUGCACUUCUCCAGCAUGGACAGGGGUGAACUGAGGCGAUCCUGGGGCUCACCCUUCCCGCCUGGGAACCCGGACAGUCCGAGAACCCUGCCACCCUCAGCCCCCACUCAGGCCACCCAGGACUCCUGCCCUUCUCAGUACAGAUCCGGCUGGCUCCACCGAAAAACAGGAAUGAGAGAGGAAAUGUCCCUGGGACGCCAGGAGGCUUUUGAAAUUUUCAAGAGGGACCACGCUGACAGCGUUACCAUCGAAGACAACAAACAGAUGCUGAAACAGAGAUUUUCUGAAGCAAAGGCCUUGGGAGAAAGUAUCAAUGAAGCAAGACGUAAAAUCGGUCGCCUGAAGGAAGAGAUCACCCAGCGGCACGUGCAGCAAGUAGCUCUAGGUAUCUCAGAAAACAUCCCCGUGCCCUCAAUGCCAGACCUGCUGGAAGAGAAGCUUCGGUCACAGCUGGAGGAGGAAAAGAGAAGCUAUAAAACCAUGUUCACACGCCUGAAGGCCCUGAAGGUGGAGAUUGAGCACUUGCAGUUACUCAUGGACAAAGCCAAGGUGAAGCUGCAGAAAGAGUUUGAAGCCUGGUGGGCCGAGGAGGCCACCAGCCUGCAGGUCACCUCCCCAGCAGUGAAUUCACUGAAUCACCUGAAGCCCUUUCCCCAGACACCAGAAGCCCAGCGCGAAAGGCCCCAGCUUCUCUCUAACAAAAGUGAUGUGUACACCAGGAAGAUCCUGCCCUCGCCCAGCCCCCUCCUGCCCAGCUGGGAGCAGAGCGGCCCCAGCAACCCCCCGGAAGACAGCAUCCCAGAGAGGCCGGUGUCGUCCGUCCCUCUCACAGGGGACAGCCAGACGGAUUCCGACAUCCUGGCCUUCAUCAAGGCCAGACAGAGCAUUCUGCAGAGGACAGGUUCCAAUGAUCGUCCGCCAAGCAUUGCAGCAGCAAGGACAGAGGACAGAUGAAGGCGCCUCCUCUGCCUCGCCCGGGCUUCCAAAGUGAUCUGUGGGCUACGGGGAGCAACUCAUGACUUUGAUUCCAGUGGAGGGGACGUGUUCCUUUGAGGGUGGUGUCCUGGAAGCUGCCAAGGGGGCUGGGGCCGGGUUUCCGUGCCAUCCUUGCUGUGGGUGUCGGAGCUGCAGGCAGCCGGGCAGUGCCAGGGUGCUGGGGGCGGGACAAGCUCACUCUUGUGGUGUUUCAUGUAGCUGAUCUUAAACCUUUGAGAUUUUGAAAUAGCGCCAUCACAGUGAGUGUCAGGAAACUCAUGCUGGUAGGACGAGGAGGAAAUAAUAACGGGUCUUUUUAGCUAUUUACCAGCCCAGCCCCCUGCCCCAGCCCCUGGUUUGGAACCCAGGAAUGGCUGGAGCAGGUCAGGCAGCAGCUUGGAGCCCAAGACAAAGGUGGUGGAGUGCAGGGCAUCUUGACGGCCAGUCCCCUUCCCCCGGCCCAGACCCUCCACCAACUCUCAUGGCCGGAUGACCCAUAGGCAGUGCCUAAAUCAGCUCUAUUUUCAAGGAGCCACCCCCACUGCAGGGUCUAAGGUCCUGGCAGCACCCAGAGAGCAUUGGACAGCUUCCAGGGGCCCAGCAGGGCGCUGAGUGGAGCCGUGUGUGUGCCUUGGCUUCACCCUCACCCCAACCUUGGAGCUCUACAAGAUUCGGGCCACUUCUCCCCAGUCCCACAGUGGGAAGGUAGCUGCCUGGGUCUUGACUCAGAGAGCUGCCUCAGCAUUCUAGGCAGUGGAAGGUGGGAGCCCCCAGGAGGCCCCGGGCACUGCCACCUGCCUCAGGGCACUGGCAGCAAGGUUCCCAGCCAGCUGCAGCAGGGGAGGGGAAGGUGGGAGCAGGGAAUAGCCCUGGAAAUGAAGCCACCUGAAUAAAAGUGCUUGUCUGCUG
Phacochoerus africanus (Common warthog) is the source of this 3443-nucleotide messenger RNA. RefSeq names its product kinesin family member 6 (gene KIF6). Gene Ontology annotation, biological process: microtubule-based movement. NCBI's taxonomy places the organism in Eukaryota, Metazoa, Chordata, Mammalia, Artiodactyla, Suidae. Gene Ontology annotation, molecular function: ATP binding; microtubule binding; microtubule motor activity. The record is from RefSeq and is a predicted model, not a curated record. Bases 84 to 2513 code for a protein of 809 amino acids. The transcript is spliced from 22 exons.